UAGAAUGGAUCAAGAGAAACAAGAACGAUCAACCUGUGAGCUCUUCGUCCGCGAAAUGUAUGAGUAAUAACGAUAAAUCACAGUGUUUUUGUUCGCCGUCCGUGUACAGCGAUGAUGAUCCACGUUAUUUGUCGGCAAAACAAAGUUUAUCGAUUAAACAAAGCAAAUGUACAUGUUGCCGACAUAACAAGGAAUAUUUCGAAGAAUCUAGAAGAUGGUCGAACGAUCAAAGUGCCGUUGGAGAUGUUUUAGAUAAAGUAUCAACUCGCGAACGAUUUAUCGAUGUUGAAUCAAGAAAAUCGGUAGAUCGAUACAAGUGAGAGCCUUACGAUUUCCACCAAGAUUGAGAUCUAUUUAAUGUGAAUUAUCAUCAUUCGAAUUUUUUUUUUUUUUUUUUUUUUUACAAAAGUCACGACCUAGAAAGAGAUACGAAGAAUAAUUUUACACAUCUCACGAGAAGAAAGUGUACAUGCUGUCCGAUAUCUAUCAAAAAACGCAUAGAAAAUGAUCGAUCAAAGUUAGAUUCCGUUGAUCUUUUAUACGUUGCAUCGCACGAGAAACAUUGUUGCGUUAAUUCUAUGGACAAUCGUGAGCGUCUCGUUGAAGAUGAAACGCUUGACAAUUUUUCACGAAGGAACCGGGACGAUCAGGAGCUUCGUCGAUCGUGCUCGAAAUUAGAUAAGUCGACGACAAGGAAAGAAGAAAUCUCACCUUUGCUUCGCACGUGUGACCCUCGCUCCCCACGAGACAUUAAUCUCGAUCUCUUAGGAUCACCCGAAGACCAUCGGCCUCGUCUCUGUCAUCGUUGUCCUGCCUGUCCUCGUCACUCCUGUCGACAACGAUGCCACUUUUGUCAGCAGAAAAGCGAAAGGAUUUCUAAUUUUCUCCCGGUCGGUUGCACGUGCCUGUCUAUUCUGGGUAAUCGCCGUGGCUGUUCGUCGAAGGAUCACGAGAGGAUACGAACUUAUGGGAAGAAGGAGGAAGAGGAAGAGGAGGAUGAGAAUGUAGGAGUUAUCGAUCACAAAGAUUCGAUAUCCAUUCUCAUGGAAAAGUAUAAGUCGAGAGACGCGCAGGAGGAAAGACAGAAAAGGAAGAAUCGAUCGAAGGGAAAUGAAAGGAUCGGCAAUUGUUACGAGGAGUCGCAAACUUCGAGAAUUCUCGCUCGCGAAAACAGAAAGGAUUCGACGGAGGGCUUGGAGAAUUCCAAGAGUUGCGAUCGCUGUAGAUGCCAAGAAAAUCGUCUAAGAUGGAAGGAACAGGAGGAAAGGGAGCAAGAGGAAAAGACGCUCCUGUUCGAUGAUGGCCGUAAUCGGAUUCGUGGCGAAGGCGAUUUCUAUCGAAGGAAGAAGCCUGCCCGAUCGAAAUUCGGAGUACCCUGGAGACAUACCUUUUGACGACCCUAUCCUUUGCCAGUUUACUUCCCUCUAUACAUAUACUUUUUAUAUCCUUUUUUUUAUCCGCAAAUUUUAUAAACGUCUAACAUUUUUAUCUACCCUGUUCAUUAUGUACAUUGUAUCUAAUUUAUUUUAAUACUUUGUUAUGUACUUUGAAUGUAUAGAAUUGAUAAAAAAUAUA
Molecule: messenger RNA, 1575 nt
Organism: Vespa velutina
Lineage: Eukaryota; Metazoa; Arthropoda; Insecta; Hymenoptera; Vespidae
Exons: 3
Coding region: 579-1394 (271 amino acids)
Source: RefSeq, a predicted model, not a curated record